UCUCGUGGGGUGAAGGUUCGUGGUAACAUGUGGUGAGACAUGGCUGCGCCCUGUUUGUGUUGAGGGGGAUAUUGAAUUAAGGAGAGUUAUCGCUAGAUUUAUGUUUAUGUUUUGAAGGAACUACAAGUAGCGCACAUGAACAAAACAAAAUGUCGCUAAAAGACACCGGUCAAGGCCAGCUCAUGUCCAGAGGCGCCUUUAUGGAAAUGCUCUCCAAAAAAUUCGAAAGGCUACCCGACUUUGACAGAAAAUUCUUUGCAUAUGGCCCGAUCUAUUUGGGUGGUAAUGCUGGCUUUGCUGGGUUGAUUGCAAAUAGUUUUUAUCGACGUGCACUCAAUGUCACUCAAGGAAGAUUUACCUCCAGUCUUCCAAUGGCAGUUCUCCCUUUUCUGACAACUGUGGCAUUAUACACUGCAGCUGUCAGCAAUCCUUUGUUAUCAGGAGACCUGAACUGCCCAACUUGUGUCCUGAUUAGAGGUGCUUUAGUGGGUGUGGUUGGUGGUGGUGUAUACCCCAUUUUGUUGGCAUUACCUGUAAACGCCGGACUUGCAGCCAGGUACAACAGCACUCCAAUGCCAGAGAAGGGAAACAUACUACGCUUCUGGAAGAAUCUGAGCAAACCCAUUGUGCAGAAAAUGUAUGCCGUACUGCUACUACAGGCUCUCUUUGGCACUUACCUAAGCUCUAAGCACUUUGAUAUUUAUCUGAAGAUGCUUAAAUUACCAGAUUCAGACAGCGAGGAGCUUCAUGACUAAGCCAUCAAACUAGGGGAGUAAUAGGAUUUCUGAGUUAGCCAGAUAACUUAAGCCCAAUUUUGAGAAUGGUCUAACAAGAACGUCCCUCAGCUCUUUUCCGAUUAGACAGGCUUGACCUUAGGCUUAAGUUACCUGGCAAAACUCAGGAAUCCAUCUUUGUGAAACAUGCCCUAGACUAAAAGCUGUUGUCAAUGGAAUAUCAAAUUUGACAAUUAUUUUUCUUGUAGGCAAAGUCCUAUUUAAUCCAAGAAACACUUGUUUGUUUUUGAUACCAUUAUUUACCAUUAAAACAAACAUUAAAAUGUGA
Molecule: messenger RNA, 1062 nt
Organism: Colossoma macropomum (tambaqui)
Lineage: Eukaryota; Metazoa; Chordata; Actinopteri; Characiformes; Serrasalmidae
Gene: tmem126a
Product: transmembrane protein 126A
Exons: 5
Coding region: 150-755 (201 amino acids)
Biological process (GO): mitochondrial respiratory chain complex I assembly
Cellular component (GO): mitochondrion
Source: RefSeq, a predicted model, not a curated record